UUGUAUCCGCGUUCUAUUAUCCUGUUGUUCGUCAAACUCCACAGGUAGAUGUCGAUUGGUUUGAAAAGACUUAGCAGAUAUGGAUGCCACCUGGGACACGCCUUUUAGCAGAAUUGCAAAGGAUAUUUAUGCAAGGCAGUUCAACUCUGCUUUCCAUGCCGUGAAAGCAGAGGGAAUAGCCGCUCCGUCAACGCCAGCAAGUCAGACGAAUGAUAUGUCGACUUUUAAAUAUGGAACCAGUUGCGACCCGUUACGCAGGACCUCAAUUAGGGAUUUGAACCCGCACUGGGAGGAGGGCAGCGUUGUAGACAACGAAGAUCCAGAUAGACCUGUGCAGUGUCCUUUCGACAAGAAUCAUGUCAUUCGAGCCUGUCGUUUCGCAUACCACAUUCAAAAAUGCGAAAAGAACAAUCCUGCGAUGGCCGCGGAAAUGGUGAUUUGCCCUUUUAACGCUCAACACCGCAUGCUUAAAUAUGAGAUGGAUCAGCACAUGAGAAAAUGUAUCGACAGGCAAACCGAAAAGUCGACAGACGUUGGCUUUAGGGAAGUUCUGCCGAAAUUUAAAGUCCCGGUGAACCGCUUUGCAACAUCCCAAAGUGAGGAGGACUGGGAGACUGAGGCGGACGACACCGUUGAUCCAUUCAUCUGGGAUACAUCUGCGACCUUGAUGCCUCAGAACAGGCCUACACCUUUCUGCAUCUCUCAACCGGUAGCUCCGAAACCUCCGUCUAAUGGAUGUUUACCUUGGAAAAUGUGAUUUGCACUUGACCCAGGAAAGCACAGUCAUGUUGAGGGUGAUUUUUGAAGAUCACACCUUCACUGCGGAAGCAAAUGCUACUGGGAUUCUGCACAUUUUAGUCUGAUUUUAUAGGGUUUUUUAAAGGAGCUGACCAUAGAUAAUAAACUCAUUUUGUAGCUAUUUUAAAUGUGUUUGGUAUUGGAGUACUUUUAACUUUUACAAAUGCCUUAAUGAUCAUCCAUUUCACAAAUCACUAAAUGAUCAUGUCUUCACAAUCAAGAGAAGACUAUCUCCUGUAUUAAAUGGCGAUUUGCAUGUCUUCAGACCUUCAGUAAUGUCUGUUUAUGUCCUACAUUAAAUUACAAUUUUGUAACA
Molecule: messenger RNA, 1114 nt
Organism: Engraulis encrasicolus (European anchovy)
Lineage: Eukaryota; Metazoa; Chordata; Actinopteri; Clupeiformes; Engraulidae
Product: gametocyte-specific factor 1-like
Exons: 7
Coding region: 80-757 (225 amino acids)
Source: RefSeq, a predicted model, not a curated record